UUGGAUCUUGGGUGUGGUAUAAUUUGAUGGUUAUCUGUCACCUACGUCAAAUACGGCGGUGGAAUUCAAACAAUACAAAAAUUGGCAUCACCAAAUCAGUCACUGUCCCUCAAGAUGCCGAUUCCCGUCCCUAUAUAGCCAUGGAAGUAUGAAUGUGUACUGUCAUAUCCAGGUCGAGAGAAGGUUCAAAGGCAUCCAAUGGCGACCUGUAUUAGCCUCUCAUGGCUUCUCCAUCUGCUUGUCUUUGGCGCUGCCAUGCUUCCUUUUACUCAUGGAAAUCAACUAUAUUCCAAUUUCCGAGUCAAAGCAGUUAAUCUGGGCGGCUGGCUCGUUACCGAGGGUUGGAUCAAGCCUUCUCUCUUUGACGCCAUUCCCAAUAAGGACUUCUUGGACGGAGCUGGUCUUCACUUCAAGUCUGUGACAACCAAGAAAUACCUUUGUGCCGAGUCUGGGGGAGGAACAAUCAUAGUGGCAAACCGCACGACCGCUUCUGGCUGGGAAACAUUUAGCCUGUGGAGGAUAGACGAGACCACUUUCCGAUUCAGGGUAUUCAACAAACAAUUCGUGGGAUUAGACGGGAUUAAGGUGGUUGCGUUGGUCAACAUUUCCACUGAUUCGGAGACGUUUCAUAUUAUCAGGAAAAGCAAUGAUUCUGACCGCGUUCGAAUCAAAACAUCCAAUGGAUUCUUCUUGCAGGCGAAGACAGAGGAGCUGGUGACAGCCGAUGUUUCGGAGGUCAACGGUUGGGGAGAUGAUGACCCUACCGUUUUUUUGUUGACAAUCUCUAAGAGGAUGCAAGGAGAAUUCCAAGUCACGAAUGGCUAUGGCCCCCACAAAGCCCCCCAAGUUAUGAAGGAACACUGGAGCACCUUCAUCGUGGAAGAUGACUUUGAGUUCAUAGUGAAAAGUAACUUGAAUGCGGUAAGAAUACCCGUGGGUUGGUGGAUAGCAAGCGAACCAGCUCCACCUCCCCCUUACGUUGGAGGUUCCUUGCAAGCACUGGACAAUGCCUUCUCAUGGGCACAGAAAUAUGGAGUUAAAAUUAUAAUUGAUCUUCAUGCAGCACCGGGCUCUCAAAAUGGUUUUGAACACAGCUCUUCUAGAGACGGCUCUCAAGAAUGGGGAAAAACAGACGACAACAUUCAACAGACGGUUCGUGUCAUUGACUUCCUAACCGCAAGGUAUGCCAAAAGCUCAAGCCUAUAUGCGGUGGAGCUAAUAAACGAGCCUCGAGCACCGGGCGUUACAUUGGAGAGGCUAAGCAAGUACUACAAGGCUGGGUAUGAAGCUGUACGCAAGUACUCUCCAACGGCCUAUGUGGUUCUUUCGAACAGGCUAGGACCUUCUCAGCCUCGGGAGCUUUUCCCUCUGGCCAGUGGCCUCAUGGGAUCUGUGAUUGAUGUCCAUUACUAUAACCUCUUCUCUGAUGUUUUUGAUAACAUGACCGUCCAACACAACAUUGACUUUGUCAGGGUCAACCGCUCUUUGGCGCUGAGUCAUAUUACCAGCUCAAACGGGCCUCUUACGUUUGUAGGUGAAUGGGUUGCUGAAUGGCAAGUGAAGAAUGCAACAAAAGAAGAUUACCAAAGAUUUGCAAAGGCCCAAUUAGAGGUAUAUGGGCGAGCAACAUUUGGGUGGGCUUACUGGACUCUUAAGAACGUGAACAAGCAUUGGAGUCUGGAAUGGAUGAUCAAGAGUGGUUAUAUUAUGCCCUAGGUUUCCCUUUCAGACCUGCUCUAAUCUUCCAAUAAUGACUAUCUAGGCCAUACUUUGUCAAGCUUCGUAACCUUUUGGUUCUUUAUCCCAAAAUCGAUAGUCUCAGAUCAUUGGCAGCCUAUCGGUUAUCAAUCAUGUACGCCGGAAUUUCAUUCGUGAGGUGCUUCGAUGGGGGGAGGGAAAAAAUCUAUUCAAGGAAAAAGUUUUAUGCUCGAUGAACCAAAUACGCGUCAUUUGUUCCUUUAAUUACUUUGUUGCCCAGCUUUC
This is a messenger RNA of Neltuma alba, 1983 nucleotides long. RefSeq names its product probable glucan 1,3-beta-glucosidase A. Gene Ontology annotation, biological process: cell migration; actin filament bundle assembly; polysaccharide catabolic process. Lineage: Eukaryota; Viridiplantae; Streptophyta; Magnoliopsida; Fabales; Fabaceae. Gene Ontology annotation, cellular component: actin cytoskeleton; cytoplasm. Gene Ontology annotation, molecular function: hydrolase activity, hydrolyzing O-glycosyl compounds; actin filament binding. The record is from RefSeq and is a predicted model, not a curated record. The coding region runs from base 199 to 1716 and encodes 505 amino acids. The transcript has 8 exons.